Messenger RNA from Spodoptera frugiperda (fall armyworm), 1390 nucleotides. RefSeq lists its product as uncharacterized. The coding region runs from base 50 to 811 and encodes 253 amino acids. The record is from RefSeq and is a predicted model, not a curated record. NCBI's taxonomy places the organism in Eukaryota, Metazoa, Arthropoda, Insecta, Lepidoptera, Noctuidae. The transcript has a single exon.
UCAACGCCUCAGUUCCUCACAACCGUUCGCAGCGGUAACACGUGUCACCAUGUGCAGCACUUUUCUCGACUCGGACGCCAUAUUGUCUGGCAACGAGCAAUGGAUAAAACUGGAAGAAAAAUGGGGCGAGCCAGUCGACUUGGAUACCGAAGACGAUCAACCUGGCGAACUACAACCAGUCUUCAGCACCCUAGACCUGAUGAAGUCCACCUUCGAUUCGUCGUUCCUGUUCAAGAAAGUGCGCAGAAAAAUUGGAAGAAGAUUAUCGAAAGCAGGCGUCCUUGACUAUCAGGAAUUCUUACAAGACCUUCAACAAAAGGACCUGCCGAAACAAUACUACCUCAUAAACGGACAGAUCCUGUCAGCAGCGUCCGUGGAAGAAAUAUGUGACAAGAUCGAUGAGAUCUUCAAGUCUGUGGAGAAACUUGCAUCAGCAACUAGUACUAUAAGAAAGAAUCCUAUGCCAGAAAAAGUGAGCUGCAGCAUUUCAACUGAAGACCUAUCCUUUGAUGACACAUCAACAGAGAAGGAAAAAUCUGAUGAAGACGUGGAUGACUAUGAAGAACAGGAUGAAGUGGAAAGACAAAUAGACGAGGCUUUUGAGAAACUCAGUCAUUUUUCAAACAUGACCAUAGAAGAUGAAGCCACGAGGGAAUCUGUGACCACUCUUGUGAGGAAGUUCAGCUCGAUUUUGUGUAACCCUGCAAUUCAGUGCAACCCUCGAAGACAGCGGCAGUGUUGUAAUAAUUUUAAGGAGUUGGCAGAAUUCUGGAAAACCCAGACUUCUAAUGAAAGUGAAGUUGGACAUUAAACUUUAGUUAUAGGAAGUAAUAUGGUAUAUUUUUCCAUAAGAGGGUAUACUCGUAUUUGUGGCUUAACUGAAUUUGAGGCUAAAAAUGUGUUAAAUGUAUUUAGAUUAGGUAAUAAAUUAAUAUAAAAAUGUGAAAUAAUUUAUGAAAGUAUUUUUAUGAUAAGUUUUGUAUUGUUAAGACCAAAAAGUGAUUAUAAUAAUGACUGAAGGUAGGUGCUGUUGUAUUGAUGUAUGUGUUUAUGUGUCUUAUUAGUUUUUAGUAAAAUAAUUUACUAAUGUAAUGUAUUAAUUGACGAGAAUAAUAGUCAUAGAUGAUUUUGUAAGUUAGGUAUAUUUUUACGUGGUAUAAAGUUACCGUAUUGUAGGUAUGUUUGUAAUGAAAUUAAUGUGCGCGUUUCUUGGUAAAGACUUAUUAUUUUGUAGGUAGAUUAAUAUAAAGAAGUAUUGUUAAGUAAUUUGUUUGUAAGUUUGUUUCGAAAGUUUAUAAUAUAAAUAAUGUAGGUAAUUAGGAAUUAGGUAAACAAAUUAAGUAUUGUAGUGUAAAGUUUCUGAAUUUCAAUAAAAUAUCUUAUAAAAUAA